UAGGAGAGGCUCUAUGAAACAAUUAAGUUUCUGCUGCGCACAAGCAUCCUUGGGCAUGGGAAGGUCUUCUAUGAAGUGCCAGAGGCAGAAAUGCAGCCUGGGGACAUUGUGCUCGUCCCCAUACAGAGCUCUGUAUCCCUUUACCCCAUCUUCAAACACGCAGCUGUCUACAUUGGGGAUGGAGAGGUCAUACACUUCCAGGGGCUGCAGGGUAAGAGUGGCACUGGUCGGAUCAGCAAGGAAGGAUUCCCCGCCAUGAAAGAUGAAAGGGGGAAAUUCCAGAUUUGGCGGAAAAGAGGAGGGGUUGACCUUGAUGACUUUGAUAGAAAAGUCAAGAAUGCAAUGCAGUGCAAAGCCAAGUAUCACCUAAGCACCAACAACUGCAUCCACUUUGCCCUCUGGCUUCUGGGCUUGGCAGACUUCUACAUGGAAUUGGUCGAAAUCCAAGAAGAAGUUGACAAAGGAAAGGCUGUGAGUAUUCCCAAGGUGGAAAUCGAAGAAGUUGACGAAGAAGAGGCUGUGGAAAUCUCUGAUGAAGAUGGCAGAGAGGAGGCCAUGAGUAUCCCCAGUGACAGCCCUUCCAGGCAGGGCUCUGGUACCCCUUGGACGGCUGCAGUGUUGUCAAAGGGGUUUGUGCUCCAUCAUGAGAGGGACUGGCAACAGCCACAUCAGCCUGAGCAUGACCAGCCCUGACUCACAGAAGAGCCUCAGCAUUGCCCCACUCACCCCAACACCUCAUCCCAGGGAAGGACCUUUGCUGAGGAGGAGCUGUUCCCUUCUGCUUGCUGCAGCUUCAUUGCCAUGCAUUCAUGAGGGGCUUCAUUCCUGCUCCCUCCAUUACAUGUCCCCAUUUCCCUCCACCAACAUCUACAAUGACAAUAAAGCAGAGAGCACAAGACAAUGCAGAAGGUACU
Messenger RNA from Indicator indicator, 914 nucleotides. RefSeq lists its product as uncharacterized. The transcript is spliced from 6 exons. Lineage: Eukaryota; Metazoa; Chordata; Aves; Piciformes; Indicatoridae. The coding region runs from base 91 to 693 and encodes 200 amino acids. The record is from RefSeq and is a predicted model, not a curated record.